AUGUCGACCUUACCGCCUUCGUCGCGGACGGCCUCUAACUCUUCGGCUGGGCCCUGUCCUCAAUUUCCAGCUCCUAGGUCACGGAAAAGCCUUCCUGUUGCAUCUGACACGUCAAGGGCGCCGUCCCCAUCCCAAACGGCCCUCAAGACGCGCACCCCUUCUAGCCCUAGAGCAAGUCUAGGACGACACCUCCUGUCUAACUCGAUGACCAAUACUAGCACAUCGCGGACCGUGGCCGGUAGCCGGGUUCCGAGUAGCCCCGAUAAAUCGCUGCGACGAACCAUCAGCAUUGCAGCGUUUCCUCAGCCACCUAGGUCAGGAAGCCGCCCUUCUACUGCAUCUUCAAUAUCGGGAAUACAGGGCGUCGUCCAUCCAUCUGGGAGUGUAAAGGGCAGGAAAAGCUCGAGACUAAGUACUGGAACCACCAGUAGUUACCGGAGUUCUAAAACCGCAUCGUUGCUGAGUGGCGCUGGGGAUGCGAAAUCCAUUUCGACUACUGAAGCUCGAGAUGCGGAAGGCUCCCCUUCACAAAGCAGGAGCUCAUCUGCGCAAGGAUCUUACUCAACUAGUGCAACUACGUUUGAAGAUGCCGAUGAAGGCGUACCAAAGUCAAACUCGAGGCCGAAAGAGACAAAGGGAAAUGUCAUCGUGAGCGUCCGAGUACGCCCUGAUGUGAAUGGUGCCGAAACCGCAAAGACCCCUGAAUGGUCAGUAGAUGGGAGGCACGGCCUCAUCUCUUAUAACGGAAAGGAGGGCGGCGAUUAUUCGUUUGAUAAUGUGUUCUCACCUCAUGAACAUAACGCGAAGAUUUACGACUCUGCAGCGAAACGUCUAGUGAGGCGGGUAAUGGAAGGAUAUCAUGGUACAGUCUUCGCUUACGGCAUGACUGGUACUGGCAAGACGUUUUCCAUGCAAGGAACUGCAACCUCCCCGGGAGUGAUACCGUUGGCAAUAACAGACAUAUUCUCCUUCAUUAGGGAAACACCACAUCGAGAGUUCUUGUUGCGUGUCAGCUAUCUGGAGAUAUACAACGAGAAAAUUCACGAUCUGCUGUCAGCCUCGGUAUCUGGCGGAACCGCUGCCCCUCAACAGGAGGAAAUCAAGCUCCGUGAAGACAGCAAACGUGGUGUAUAUGCCACGCCACUGAAAGAAGAGAUUGUUCAAAGCCCUACACAGCUUCUCCGUGUGAUCGCGAGGGGCGACCAUGCUAGGCGGACCGGUAGCACGCAGUUUAACGCUCGCAGCUCUCGAAGUCACGCGGUUGUUCAAAUUGUUGUCGAGAGCAGGGAACGAGUGCCUGCCGGAGCUUCUCAAGAUAGACGGUCAGGCUUGGUACCAGGUGGAGUCCGAGUGUCAACGCUGAGUCUAAUCGAUCUUGCUGGUUCAGAGCGCGCUGCUGAGGACAAGGAACGGCGUACGGAAGGCGCCCAUAUUAACAAAAGCUUGCUUACUUUGGGAACUAUUAUCUCUAAACUAUCGGAAGCAAGAGAUAAGACCGGCAACCCAACUGAUAAAGAGGGGAAGCACCUUCCAUAUCGGGACAGCAAACUCACGAGAUUACUGCAGCCUGCUUUGUCAGGGAACUCACUGGUCAGUAUUCUUUGCACGGUUCAGCUAGGAGGGACAGCCAAGUCUCAUUCCGGCGAAACGCUCAACACCUUGAAGUUCGCAGCUCGAGCCAAGAACAGCAUUGUCAGCCAUGCUAAACGCGCGGAGGAAGCAUUUGGUAGUGGUGGUGGUGAUGCUGGAAGCAGAGUUCUCCUGGAGCGGUACCGUAUGGAGAUUCAGACGCUCCGUAACCAGUUAGAGAGUCAGACCAAGGCCCAAGCUGAGAAGGAGCUGAAGCUGGAAGAGCAGCAGCUCGAAAAAGAAGCACAUGCACGCCACGAAGAGCAAAUGCUUGAAAUGCAACUGGCUCGGACAGCAUUAAAGGAAAGGAUCGAGCAUUUGAAUCGUUUGAUUCUAUGUUCAAAGUCUACUGGUGUAAAUACCUAUGGAAGCAUAUCCGCUCUUGGUCGCCUUUCAAGGAUGUCGGCUACCGAAACUGGAUCUCGAUCCUUGCGUUCGUCACUCAGCCAGUCUACAUUAGGCGCAUACGGGCACUCGUCGCUCCGACCAGUCUCCUUUCUUUCUACUAACAGCAGUGAUUACCCCGGUAAUCAACCGUUCUCAAAUGUUCAUCUUGGGAAUGAAGAGGAGGAUGAUUUUAUUGGCGAAUUUGCGGAUGGAAAAGCAAGCGCCCAAAGACAAAUCGCAGCCCUUCAGGCCGACCUUAACGACAAGAAUCGCUAUAUCUCUACUCUAGAGCGGCGGCUUCUGCAAGCACGACGGUCCAGUCAUUCCCGCAUGUCCAUAGGUGUGAAGGCUGGGGGCACUACUUCCGACGCCCCUGAUGUACUAGCUCUUUUACGGGAGAAAGACAUGGAGAUCAAUGAGCUUCGUCUACAACUAGACGAUAAGGACCGGAUGCUUGCUGCCCUUCGUUCUGCUGCUCGACACCGAGAUCUUGCCCAUUCAGCAGCCGACUCCUUCGUGUCAGACACAAAAGAAAGACCCGGGCGUCAGGAACAUCAACCCGAUGGCGAUGACUCAGCGGCUUAUGACUCGGCCGUUGGUCUCUGUUCACCACUCAAAGAGGAAGAAACGGAAGAAAAGAGGCGUGGCAUGGACGAUGUGUCACGCAUUUUGGACGAGAUGCUACAGGACCACCUUGAGAGUGGGCACCUCAUCAAGGGCUCUCGUGGGAGUGUUCGCGUUGCCGCAGAAAGUCGGCGGGCAUCUGAAUCCAUGACCGGUUUGCCAGGGUUGAGCACGGGCACUACGGAUUUGGCAAGCUCUGGCUGA
Aspergillus eucalypticola CBS 122712 is the source of this 2844-nucleotide messenger RNA. RefSeq names its product putative kinesin family protein (KipA). The transcript is spliced from 2 exons. Gene Ontology annotation, biological process: microtubule-based movement. Gene Ontology annotation, molecular function: microtubule motor activity; ATP binding; microtubule binding. NCBI's taxonomy places the organism in Eukaryota, Fungi, Ascomycota, Eurotiomycetes, Eurotiales, Aspergillaceae. The coding region runs from base 1 to 2844 and encodes 947 amino acids. The record is from RefSeq and is a predicted model, not a curated record.